Messenger RNA from Fusarium musae, 3273 nucleotides. RefSeq lists its product as uncharacterized. Lineage: Eukaryota; Fungi; Ascomycota; Sordariomycetes; Hypocreales; Nectriaceae. The coding region runs from base 1 to 3273 and encodes 1090 amino acids. Gene Ontology annotation, molecular function: protein binding; oxidoreductase activity. The transcript has 2 exons. The record is from RefSeq and is a predicted model, not a curated record.
AUGGGGUCAGACUUUGGGCAGAGCUUCCGCAAGGGGAUCGGCAUUAGGAAGAGGGACUUGGACGAUGAGAACGCCAUUGAUUCGCUGACCCCAUCCGACACUAUUGUAAUGUCGAACCCUGCGGGUCGUAUAUCACCUCCAAUCACUCCUGAUGUAGUUUCGGUGCCUCAGUCGCGACAGACUUCGACAGAAAUAGCCUCUGAGAUUGCGCCAGAGAUUGUUGUGUGGACCGAAGAUAUGGAUAUCGACAACGCUAGUCACGUUGAGUCUGAAGAUGAAUUGUCAAGCAUCAAAAGUUAUGCCGAGGAGGGGCCUUCUCAGAACGACGAUGACCCAACGCCAUUUGGGGCGUCUACUGUAGAGGACGCCGUAGGCUCUCUUCCCUCGAACCUCACAGAACUAUCAGAUCUCUCAUCGAUACCCUCGACGGUAUCGAGUAAGGCUACUACCCCUACACCAGUCGAUACUGAUGGUGGACAAGAGGAAGACCAAGACCAAGACCAAGACCUUUCAAUCGACGACCAGCCUCAGUCUCAUCAACAAUCACCUUCUCGUGAUGCCGAACGCUAUAACUUCAAUAUCAGACCCAAGGCUUCGAUACCAACGGAUAUGUCAGCAUACCAGUAUGCGUCAGAAUGUGUCUUGGCCGCCGAGUCAAGCCGGCUCAACCCAUAUGCUUUACAUCCGGAGGAAUACCACCUCCUCCGUCAUCACAUAUCUUAUACGCAAGUAACAACAUAUCUCAAUAUUAGAAAUGGAAUCAUACGGUUAUGGUUCAAACACCCUUGGAUCGGUGUGACCCGGCUGGAAGCGGUUGGGUGUGCUAACGCUCGCUGGUUCGACGCAGCGAGUGUUUGCUAUGAUUGGCUUGUUCGUAGAGGCUAUAUCAACUACGGAUGUGUGCGACUCUCCGAAGCUGAGACAGAUGAUACUGUUGCACCGGUUGUCAAGAGACAAAAGACCAUCGCUGUCAUAGGUGCUGGUAUCUCCGGACUGGGUUGCGCAAGACAGCUUGAGGGAUUGUUUAGGCAAUUUGCUGAUCGCUUCCAUGAACGAGGCGAGCCUGCGCCUCGAGUGGUUGUGCUUGAAGGGCGAGGCCGUGUUGGAGGAAGAGUAUACUCUCGCGAGUUCCGGACCAAACCAAAAGAAAAAUCUCCAGCUUUUGAAGGCAAGCGACACACUGCGGAGAUGGGCGGCAUGAUCAUUACUGGGUUCGACCGGGGAAACCCUAUCAACAUCCUGCUUCGUGGACAAUUGGGGCUUCCUUAUCAUGCACUGACAGCGGAUACUACAAUCUACGACAGCAGUGGAAGGGCAGUUGACCCUGUGCGCGAUCAGCUCGUUGAAAAACUUUACAAUGACUGUUUAGACCGCGUCAGCGAAUACAAGUAUAAGAAUCAACUUGCAAAGCUGGUCGAAGGUCGACGGGACCUCAUCGAGGAGGGGCGUGAUAGUCCUGGAGACGGCAGCAAGACAAUGUUUCAGGAAGAAGAGGCUGCUGCUGCCCAGCAAGAUGCACCUCUAGUGACACAACAGAACGUCCCAGCAAAGGUCAAUCUGAUACCAGUAUCAUCAGACAAGCUCACAGGUCGGGUCCAUAUGGAGCCUGGCACUCCCGCGACUACUAAAGCCUCCGACAAAGCAAAAUUGAUGGGCUGGACAAUUCGAGACUCAGCCGACGGAGAGAACAUUGAUUUAACAUCGGCAGUGAAUGAAGAGGGGGCAACUCUGGGAUCUGUUCUUGAUAACGCCAUUUCCCAGUACAAACAAAUCAUAGGGCUGAAUGCCCAGGAUCACCGACUGAUCAACUGGCACAUUGCCAAUCUGGAGUACAGUAACGCUACAAGCUUGCACAACCUGAGCCUCCCAUUGUGGGACAUUGAUGCAGGUAAUGAAUGGGAGGGAAGCCAUACCAUGGUCGUGGGCGGUUACCAAAGUGUGGCUCGUGGCUUGGUUCACUGCCCGAGCUCACUUGACCUCAAGACUAAAUUCCCGGUGAAGAGUAUAUCCUACCAUACUGGAGAGGGCAUGGCGUCAGCUGCGAUUGAGUGCGAAGACGGCUCAGUAGUGGAUGCUGAUGCCGUGGUUUGCACUAUUCCGCUCGGUGUUCUGAAACAGAACAAUAUCGUCUUCAACCCACCUCUUCCAUCAUGGAAAACUGAUGUCGUUGAGCGACUUGGAUUCGGCAUUCUGAACAAGGUUGUUCUAGUGUACGAUAAGAUUUUCUGGGACCAUGACAGACAUAUCUUCGGCGUCUUGAGGGAGUCUUCCAACCGAUUGAGUACCUCACAAAAAGACUAUGCCGCAAAUCGUGGUCGCUUUUUCCAAUGGUUCAACGUAUCCAACACGACAGGUCUUCCAUGUCUCAUUGCUUUGAUGGCAGGGGAGGCUGGUUUUGAGACAGAACAUUCAAGUAACGAUAGCCUUGUGGCCGAAGCCACGGAAGUACUACGCAGCGUCUUUGGCCAGGAUGUUCCCUAUCCUGUAGAGGCCAUGGUCACCCGCUGGGGUUCAGAUCGAUUCGCUCGAGGUAGUUAUUCUUCUGCUGCUCCCGGGAUGCAGCCAGAAGACUACGAUGUCAUGGCCAGACCUGUCGGAAACCUCUUCUUUGCUGGUGAACACACCAUUGGUACGCACCCAGCAACGGUUCAUGGGGCGUAUCUGUCCGGUCUAAGGGCAGCUUCUGAAGUUUUGGAGACCUUGAUCGGCCCCAUUGAGGUCCCGACACCACUGAUACUGCCUCGAGACUCUGUGCUGCUGCGCAAGCGUAAGGAGCCUGCCCAAGAUCAGCAACCAGCACGACUUCAGGCCUAUGAAAAUGAGAUUCAGACCUAUAUACAAUCGAAGCUUGGGGGUAGACCCUCUCGUCCGGCUAAAGUUGCAGGGAAUGCGUAUAUACUCUAUAGCAAGGAUCUAUUCGACGUUGCGAGGAAGAAGUGUGAGGAGAAUCGGAAACCAGGCAAAGGUGGGCGUGCUGUCCCCAACGAAGUUCGGAUCAUGACUAGUAAGAUGUGGAGGGACGCUUCGUCUGAGGAACGCAAGCCGUAUGAAGACCAGGCAACCGAGCAAAAGCGCGGGUACGCUGAAGCUGUUCAGGCAUGGACCCGGGCCACCGAACGAUGGGAUCAGGAGGCCGCUGCACUGCGAACAGCUUACGAGAAAGAGAAUCCUUUUGGUACCGCCAAGAUAACAGAGGCUCCUCACGAGAGUUCCAGCAAACAUCGCAGGACGAGGCACAUAAGUUAUGCGGAGGACAGUGACCUUGGGUUCUGA